AUGGGAGCAAUCCUCUGCCACCAUCCCAGCCUGGAGUGCCUUGAGCUGGGCCACUGUAAGCCACAGUUCUCCCCUCCGUGCAGGAGUUCUUUUUCUCACCACUUUGUGUCUUUUGUUUUUUUCCCAGGCUUCCUGCUGUUUAAAGAUUUCUGUAUGAACGAGAUCGACGAGGCUGUGCCUCAGCUCAAGUUCUACGAAGAAAUCAAGGAGUACGAGAAGCUGGACUCUGAGGACGAGCGUCUGAGCCGCAGCCGGCAGAUUUAUGACGUCAACAUCAUGAAGGAGCUGCUGUCCUGUUCACAUCCAUUUUCCAAGAAGGCAGUGGACCAUGUGCAGAGUCAUCUGGCAAAGAAAAUGGUCCCCCCAACUCUCUUCCAGCCAUACAUAGUGGAGAUCUGUGACAGCUUGAGAGGGAACAUCUUCCAGAAGUUCAUUGAAAGUGACAAGUUCACUCGGUUUUGCCAGUGGAAGAACGUGGAACUCAACAUCCAUCUGACCAUGAACGACUUCAGCGUGCAUCGGAUCAUCGGCAGGGGCGGCUUCGGGGAGGUGUACGGCUGCAGAAAGGCCGACACGGGGAAGAUGUACGCCAUGAAGUGCUUGGACAAGAAGAGGAUCAAAAUGAAGCAGGGCGAGACUUUGGCGCUCAACGAGAGAAUCAUGCUGUCGCUAGUCAGCACAGGGGACUGCCCGUUCAUCGUGUGUAUGACGUACGCCUUCCACACCCCCGACAAGCUCUGCUUCAUCCUGGACCUCAUGAACGGGGGCGACCUGCACUACCACCUCUCCCAGCACGGUGUGUUUAGUGAGAAAGAGAUGCGGUUCUAUGCUGCUGAAAUCAUCCUGGGCCUGGAGCACAUGCACAACCGCUUCGUCGUCUACAGAGACCUCAAGCCGGCCAACAUCCUUUUGGACGAACACGGCCACGUUCGGAUCUCAGACCUCGGCCUGGCCUGCGACUUCUCCAAGAAGAAGCCCCACGCUAGCGUUGGGACUCAUGGCUACAUGGCUCCAGAGGUCCUUCAGAAGGGAACGGCGUACGACAGCAGUGCAGACUGGUUCUCUUUAGGCUGCAUGCUCUUCAAACUCCUCAGAGGGCACAGCCCCUUCAGACAGCACAAGACCAAAGACAAACAUGAGAUAGACCGCAUGACGCUGACCAUGAAUGUGGAGCUCCCAGACUCGUUCACCCCAGAGCUCAAGGAUCUGCUGGAGGGGUUGCUGCAAAGAGACGUGUCCAAGCGGCUUGGUUGCCAGGGCCGGGGAGCGCUAGAGGUGAAGGAGCAUCAGUUUUUCAAAGGCAUCGACUGGCAGCAGGUGUACCUGCAGAAGUACCCCCCUCCUUUAAUCCCGCCCAGGGGAGAGGUGAACGCCGCGGACGCUUUUGACAUCGGCUCGUUUGAUGAGGAGGACACCAAGGGCAUCAAGCUGCUGGACAGCGACCAGGAGCUCUACAAGAACUUCCCUCUGGUCAUAUCGGAGCGCUGGCAGCAGGAGGUGGCUGAGACGGUGUACGAGGCCGUCAACCUGGACACGGACAAGAUAGAGGCUCGCAAGAGGGCCAAGAACAAGCAGCUGGGCCACGAGGAGGACUAUGCUUUUGGGAAGGACUGCAUAAUGCACGGCUACAUGCUGAAGCUGGGCAACCCGUUCCUCACCCAGUGGCAGCGCCGCUACUUCUACCUGUUCCCCAACCGGGUGGAGUGGAGGGGAGAGGGCGAGUCGCGGGAAAAGUGGCUAAAGCCUUUAAAAAUGGUAAAAGACAGGCAAAACCUGCUGACCAUGGAGCAGAUCGUGUCGGUGGAAGAGACGCAGGUUAAAGACAAGAAGUGCAUCCUGCUGCGCGUCAAGGGAGGGAAGCAGUUUGUCCUGCAGUGUGAGAGCGACCCAGAGUUUGUGCAGUGGAAGAAGGAGCUGAACGAGGCGUUCACAGAGGCCCAGAAGCUGCUGCGCCGCGCGCCCAAGGUGAUCGGGAAAGGCCGAGCCGCUGUGGUGGAGCUCUCCAAACCGCCGCUCACACACCGCAACAGCAACGGCCUGUGAAUAAAAGGAGCACAUACCUUUCUAUAUCUAUACACACACACACACGCACACACACACACUCACGCAAACAUGUAGACGCAUACACUCUGCACACCACGUCAUUUCUGCAAGACAUCAGCCCCAACUUCAUGGCGACGCCUCACAGUGUGUGUGGACCUGCCGGCCCCUUACCCACACACUCACACCCACAUACACACACACACACACACACGCACACACACCAUCAGAGGAGGUUCACCGGUUUCUUUUCCGUUUCAUCUACGGGACUCUGCCAGUCAUGGAGAGGAGAGGCGGGGUGGACUGGAGGAGAGCAGAACCCUCUGCAUGGAUGUGACGAGGAUUUGUUGAACCAGUUCUCCACCUUCCCCGGCUCUCCUUCAUCAACCCGCACCCUCAAGGUCACCCCUCCUCACUUAACCCGGAUCUCUUGGAAGAAUCUGAAUAAUGACUGCGAAACGAAAUGGAGUUUUAAGCGUCAGAUACAGCAGGAGGUCCAAUCAGAGAGAAUUCCUCUUUCCGAGGCGAUGCAGAAGGGGCGGGGCUACUGCGGGGAAUGUAAAAACAAAUCUGCUGCUUGACUGUAUCCUGUUCCCCCCAUUCCUCUUACCACCAACCCCUCCUCUCUGUUACUGAAGUGUGCAAAGUGCCAACAUGGAUAUUUUACUUGAGUCACCUGUGUGGCCGGUGGGAGCCCCCCGUCCCUCCGGACCCUCUCACGGUGUUUGUUGGCGGCCGAUUUAUCAUUCCAGUCCUGAAAAACAAGAGGACCAACAGACUCUUUUCAGAUUGGCUCCUGUUUCCAGCCAGUUUCCAUGGCGACCGAGAUUCCAUUGGCUGUCAAACAGCAACGGGUUGCCAUGGGAACUGUGAAGACCAAUGUACCUGAGGAUGGGUAACCGUGGACGAUGACGUGUGUUAGGCUUGCAGGGGGGGCGGGGCAUGUUCAGUGUAUAUAAACAACCCUUUCUCUGUGCAGCCCAUGUUUUGGUCCAGUGUGUUUGCAUUGUCGGAGGACCUCUCUGUCUGCCUGUCCAAAAACCUCGCAAGACUUUACCCCAACACAGGAGGACGGGGAUGUUCUCUCUCUUUCUGCAGAGUGUGUGAGGGCGUAAGGUGUGUGUAGAAGAGCAGGUGUUGGUGCUGCGUUACCUCUGCUGGGCUGUUUCCAGAUGAAGCCACACACAUUCUUGUGGCUUUGCAGGUUCAGCAUGUGAUCGUUGUCAGAGUGAGCACAAGUUAGACGAGGACGAGCUGAAGCUGAGAGAACGUUUUACAAACAACCUUUGGUUUUCUUUUAUUUUUCUGGCUUUUGCUCUUUGACCGCCGAAGGCGCCUGGAGGACCAAUCCCAACCUGCCAAUAACAACAUAUCCAGCUCUCAAAUAUUAGGUUCAAGAAUUUUUAGCAAUAUUUUUGGUAAAGCUACAAAUUCCCUUUUUUGUUUUGUUUUCCACAGUGGUAUAAAAGUUUCAGUUUUAAGGAAUUUGUAAUUGGUUUAGUAAAUAUCAGUCCAGGUUUGGCAAAACCGCUAUGGUUUAAUAAGAACCGCUAUAGAAGUGAAAAUGCUCCCUUUCCUGGUUAUCACAAACAAAAUAAAGGUUUCAGAAAUCGCA
Molecule: messenger RNA, 3655 nt
Organism: Poecilia latipinna (sailfin molly)
Lineage: Eukaryota; Metazoa; Chordata; Actinopteri; Cyprinodontiformes; Poeciliidae
Product: beta-adrenergic receptor kinase 2
Exons: 21
Coding region: 1-2043 (680 amino acids)
Biological process (GO): protein phosphorylation; regulation of signal transduction; G protein-coupled receptor signaling pathway
Molecular function (GO): ATP binding; G protein-coupled receptor kinase activity; G protein-coupled receptor binding
Source: RefSeq, a predicted model, not a curated record